This is a messenger RNA of Microplitis mediator, 2385 nucleotides long. RefSeq names its product zinc finger protein 260-like. Bases 62 to 1996 code for a protein of 644 amino acids. The transcript is spliced from 2 exons. NCBI's taxonomy places the organism in Eukaryota, Metazoa, Arthropoda, Insecta, Hymenoptera, Braconidae. Gene Ontology annotation, molecular function: RNA polymerase II transcription regulatory region sequence-specific DNA binding; DNA-binding transcription factor activity, RNA polymerase II-specific. Gene Ontology annotation, biological process: regulation of transcription by RNA polymerase II. Gene Ontology annotation, cellular component: nucleus. The record is from RefSeq and is a predicted model, not a curated record.
AUUGUUUACAUUUUUAAUUCACUAUCUUCGUAAAAUUAAUUUGAAGGUUAAAAUAAUUGAAAUGUCGCAAGAAAAUUUGACUUUUUUGUCAAAUCUUUUAAACAUUUCCUUAGAUGAACUCAAAAAAAUUGAGAUUCCUGAAAAAAGUGUCAUUGUUACUUCAAUUAGAGAUGUUCAUUUAUCAACACUCGAAGAGGAUCCACCUGUUACACGAAAAUGGGAUGAAUAUCGUUACGAAAUACAAAGGGUCGAAUAUAUUUGUCAGGAUUGUUUGAGUUCGUUUAGUUCAGCAGAGCAACAUAGACAGCAUGUACUGUCUAGUCAUACGGACAUAAAGAUUAUAAAAACUGAAGAGUGUGAAUUUAAAACCCAAGAUUGCAACCCGACUGUUUGCAACAAAGAUCAGACUCGUAAAUUAGCAACUGAAAACCCGCAUGACAUAAAUCGUCAUGUCCAUCAUCACGGUCAUCAAUCAGAAGACAAAAAGUUAAUUUAUUGCUCAACCGAAAAAGAACUCGAGUGUUUAUUUUGCAGAAAAAUAUUUACUAAUAAAAAAACUUUGAUGCUUCACUUGGAGACCCAUAAGACAGGUGAUAAUUAUCACUGCGAUAUCUGUCUUUAUACAACAAAAUUUUUCUGGACUUUCAAAAACCACAUGAACCAACACAUCAGUCCUGGACUGUUGAUUUGCUAUGAAUGUGGUGACUCAUUUGUAAACAAAUCAUUAAUAAAGAAACAUUUGAAAUCUCAUCACAAGUCCAAGUUUCGAAAUUCUAAUCGCUACCGACGUUCGAAAUCUUCCAAACGAUUGACAGAGGAAUGUCCGUUCUGCAAAAAAAAAAUUUUCGGUAAACGCAAUUUGACACUACACAAGAAAUCCUAUAAAAAAGGAAAUCAUUUUCACUGUAACGUCUGUCUUUAUAAGACAAAAUAUACUCGAAACUUAGAAAGGCACACCAACAAGCACUUGAAUUAUGAAUUAUAUAUAUGUUACCAUUGCGGUAGGUCACAUAAAUUCAAAGCUUCAUUAGAAAAACACUUGUUUUAUGAGCAUGGCCUCCAGAUUCAGUUGAUUGAUAAUCUUCAGUAUCCAGAGAAUCGUGUUGGUAAAAACCCGAGGGAUUUACUCGGCCAGAAAAAAUUAUCGAAUGCUGAUAGUUUGAAAUUUGUUGAUGCAAAGCAUAAAAAAGUGACUUAUCAAUGCGAUGUGUGUCUCUAUACGACAUCUGCUAAGUAUAAUUUGGACCGGCACAUCAGGACACACGAGACCAAUAAAAGAUAUUUCUGUUUUCAUUGUGGCGCAUCAUAUAAAAUAAAAGCAUCAUUGGUCAAACACUUGAACUUUCAUCGUGAUUCGAAAUCAAAAUCGAUUAAUCAUCAUCAGCAUCGGAUCAAUCACAUAAAACAAAACUGUACGUGUUUAGUUUGUCAGAAAAAAUUUCCGGAUGUUAAAAGUUUGUGUCGCCACAAAGGGACACAUAAAAAAGGAAAUAAUUAUCAUUGCAAUGUAUGUCUUUAUAAGAUACCUACAUUACAUAACUUUGAUAGGCACAUGAAGAAACACAUUAAUGAUAAAUUGUAUACAUGCUAUCAUUGCGGAAAAUCAUUUAAAAAAAAAAAAUUAUUAAAAGGUCACUUGAAUUCUCAUCGUGAUCCUAAUUCUCAAUUUAUUAAUCAUCAUAAUGCAAAAAGUGCUAUAAAUAAGAAGCUCGUGUGUUUAUUUUGCCAGAAAAAAUUUUCAGACAUUAUAAGUUUGGAACAACACAAAGAAACCCAUAACAAGGGAGAUAAUUAUCACUGCAAUGCAUGUUUUUAUAAGACGAAGGAUACUCGAGACUAUGAAAGUCACAUCAACAAGCACAUGAACGAUGGAUUACAUACUUGUUAUCAUUGCGAAGAAUCAUUUAGAAUAAAAGCGUCAUUGGAAAAACACUUUAAUUUCUGUCAUAAUCCUAAUUUUUGGGCGAUUAAUCGUCCGAAUUUAAGGAAUAGUUAAAAUAAAGGACUGAAGUAUUCAUUUGAAAUUUCACGACGCCAAAUAUAUAAAAGAAGAAAUGAUUAUUAAAGUGAUUUUGAAAAAAUCAUUAAUGAACACGUGACUUAAAAUUUACCUGUGCUAUUAUUAGUGAUUAUUUGAAAUUUAAUCGCGAUUUCAAAUUACUUGAGUUAUUUUCAUAACUCGGACUCUUAAGAUACUGAUCGAUCAUGUUCAGUAAAUCAAUCAAAUGUUUUUCUAUUUUUUUUUACUACUCAAUUGAAGAGAUAAUAAGUAAUUAAAUAGAUAAUUUAUAUUAUCGAAUUAGUUAUAAUCUUUAUAUUCACUUUUAUAAAAUUAUUUUUUAUGAUAUUAAGAAGCUAUUGGUUUAAUCAUAAGAAGAAAUGAAU